AUGAUUAUUCUUCUAGACAAUGGCCAACAAUCAUUAACUUCUAAUGGAAAGAAGUCUACUCGACCAGAUGUACCACGUUUACCACGUGAACUUACGCCAUUUGCUGCAUUUUUAAAUGCUGUUGAAUUGGAUCAACGUGGUCCAUUAUUUCAAGGACCAGGUGCUAAACGAGAUACUGGACGUUAUAAAGUUCGAUCAUCAGAUGAUGAUAAUGUAAAACGUGCAAAAAAAUUUGCUAUGGAACAAAGUGUUAAAUAUGUUCUUGUUAGACAACAACAACAACAACAACGUGCACAAUUAGAUAUAAUUAAAAAACAACAAGCACUUUUAUUAAUGUGUCGAAUUUAUAUUGGAAGUAUUAAUUUUGAAUUAAAUGAAGCUAUGCUUAAAACAGCAUUCUCACCAUUUGGACCAGUGAAAGCAGUUUCAUUAACAUUUGAUCCAGUUACAAAUCGUCAUAAAGGUUUUGCUUUUCUUGAAUAUGAAACACCUGAAGCAGCACAAUUAUCUAUUGAUCAAAUGAAUGGAGUUAUUUUAGGUGGAAGAAAUAUCAAAGUUGGUAGACCAUCUAAUAUGCCUCAAGCACAACCAAUUAUUGAUCAAUUAACAGAAGAAGCAAAAAAUUAUAAUCGAAUUUAUGUUGCUUCUAUUCAUCCAGAUUUAACUGAAGUAGAUAUUCAAAGUGUAUUUGAAGCUUUUGGAAAAAUAAAAAGUUCUUCGUUAUCAAAAGAUACAGCAACAGGAAAACAUAAAGGUUAUGGUUUCAUUGAAUAUGAUACUGCUCAAGCAUCACAAGAUGCAAUUAACUCAAUGAAUUUAUUUGAUCUUGGUGGACAAUUUCUUCGGGUCGGAAGAGCAAUAACACCACCUGAAGGUUUAUUUGCUUCAGCUCAGCCAGUAGCAAGUCAAAUGCCAUCAGCUUCAGCAUUAGCUGCUGCUACAAUCACAGCUCAAUUACAAGCUAACGAUGUUGAAACUAAUUCACAACCAACUGUUGCUGCUUCACAAAUGCUUAAUAAUCAAUUAGCACAAGUUGGUUUUCUUGGUGGUACAAUUGCACCAACGACUGUUGCAGCUGCACUUUCUGCUGCCUCUUAUGGUGGUGCAUCAGCUGUUACAUCUAUGAUUUCUACUAUGCUCAAUCCAACUAAUGUGAUGUCAAAUGUUAUACCUCAACCAUCAAUAAUUGGUGCACCUGGAAUUCUUUCAAAUUUUGCUACACCGACACCUGUUGCUAAUCUUCCUACUUCUCCACCGGUACAACAUGUACCGUUGCCACCUCCUCAAAUGAUUAUUCCACCACCACCUACUCUAUUAGAAGAACCACCAAUUCCUGUUGGAUUACAAGUUGAUUUACAGUCACAACAACAACAGCAACCAGAACAACAGCAAUAUCCAUCAAUUUCACUUGUUCUGCCGCCAACUCCAUCAGCCAGUAAAGCUGAAAUUGCUGAGAGUAAAAAGAAAGCUUUGGAAUUGAAAAAUGCUGAAGAUAAUUUAUCAACUUUAUCUCAACAAGAAGAACUUAGUGUUAAAGGUCGUGAACAAAGACAUUUAUUAAUGCAAAAAUUAAAUCAACGUCGACUUGAUUCACGUGUAUGUGUAUUAAAAAAUAUGGUUGGUCCAGAAGAAGUUGAUGAUAGUUUACAACAAGAAAUAACAGAUGAAUGUUCGAAAUAUGGUGAAGUUAAUAAAGUUGUUAUUUAUACUGAAAAACAAGGAGAAGAAGAUAGUGCAGAACAGAUUGUAAAAAUUUUUGUAGAAUUUCGAAAUAGUAAAGAAGCAGAAAAAACAGCUGAAUCACUUAAUGGUCGAUGGUUUGGUGGUCGUAUGAUAAAAGCUGAAUUAUAUGAUCAAGCAACGUAUCAAGCUGAAGAUUUAUCUGGUUGA
Adineta steineri is the source of this 1890-nucleotide messenger RNA. The record is from the annotation of a GenBank genome assembly. NCBI's taxonomy places the organism in Eukaryota, Metazoa, Rotifera, Eurotatoria, Adinetida, Adinetidae.